Perognathus longimembris pacificus (Pacific pocket mouse) is the source of this 7060-nucleotide messenger RNA. It is a transcript of the gene Igsf3, whose product is annotated as immunoglobulin superfamily member 3. Lineage: Eukaryota; Metazoa; Chordata; Mammalia; Rodentia; Heteromyidae. The transcript has 12 exons. The record is from RefSeq and is a predicted model, not a curated record. The coding region runs from base 660 to 4301 and encodes 1213 amino acids.
GCGGCUGUGGGCCGGAGACCCCGGAUCGGCCGCGUGCGCGGCGAGCGCGCCCCGGUAGCCGCCGGCGGUUCGGACCCGGCCUGUCCCAGCUCUUCUUCCUAAUCGGCGGAUGAUAAACCCGGGCGAAGGAGCCGGCUGUCUUUGUGGGGCCGCAGGCCGAACGCCCCUUUGCUCCGGGUGCCUUGGGGUGCCCCGUGACCCGACACCGGGAAUGGAGCCCUUCAGGACGCCGGAGAAACCCAGCCUGUCCCUGUCAGCCGCGGGUAUUUGACCAAACAGAACGGAGAAAGGAGACAGACACCUUCACGGGAAGCCAAGGACAUUGCCGUAUAAUCAGAGGAUGAAAGGCUUUCCUUGCUCCCUUUUCCCUCUUUUUCCUUGAGGAUUUAAUACACCACAAUCCACAGUUCCAGUGGAAACCGCCAGGCAGACAAUGUGGCGGGAGCUUGGAGCGCUUCUGAAUGGCUCUGGGUCCCUCCCUUAGCCUAGAGGACCGAGGACUUUGCACACACUACUAUCCUACCCGCGUCCCCCCACCCUCCUGCUGAGGAACUUAACUCAUUUCCUGAGUUAAUUUCCAUUUCCCAAACUGUUCUCUGGAUUCUCUACAAAUGGAUUGCCAGAAAUGAGAGGUUAGGUGCUGGUGUUAAGUCUUCACCAUGAGGUGCAUUGUCCCAGUGCUGAGUUGUCUGGCGGUUCUGGGUGUGGUGACGGCGCAGAGGCAGGUCGCCGUCCAGGAAGGGCCCCUGUACCGCACGGAGGGCUCCCACAUCACUAUCUGGUGCAACGUCAGCGGCUUCCAGGGCCCUGCUGAACAGAACUUCCAGUGGUCCAUCUACCUGCCGUCCGCCCCGGAACGCGAGGUCCAGAUCGUCAGCACAGUGGACCCCUCCUUCCCCUACGCCAUCUACACGCAGCGCGUCCGCAGCCGCAAGAUCUUCGUGGAGAGGCUCCAGGGGAACGCUGCACUGCUGCACAUCACUGACCUGCAGGCCCGCGACGCCGGCGAGUAUGAGUGCCACACGCCCAACACCGACGAGCGCUACUUCGGGAGCUAUAGCGCCAAGAUGACCCUUGUGGUGAUCCCAGACACCCUGCAGGCCACCGCUGUGCCUCAGACCCUGCACAGGGUGGAGCAGGAUGCCCUGGAGCUCAGCUGUGAGGUGGCCACGGACACGGAGCAGCACAGCCAUGUGUCGGUAUCCUGGCUGCGGCAGCACGGAGGCGAGAAGCCGGUGGAGGUCAUCUCCCUGAGCCGGGACUUCGUGUUGCACUCCAGUGGUGACUACGCGCAGCGGCAGAGCCUGGGCGAGGUGCGGCUGGACAAGCUGGGGAGGACCACCUUCCGACUCACCAUCUUCCACCUGCAGCCCUCCGACCAGGGCGAGUUCUACUGUGAAGCUGCCCAGUGGAUCCAGGACCCCGAUGGCUCGUGGUACGCCAUGACUCGAAAGCGCUCUGAGGGCGCUGUGGUCAAUGUCCAGCCCACCGACAAAGAUUUCACGGUUCGGCUGGAGACUGACAAGCGGCUGCACACGGUGGGCGAGCAGGUAGAGUUUCGGUGCAUCCUGGAGGCUCAGAACAUUCCAGAUCGCUACUUUGCUGUCUCCUGGGCCUUCAACAGCUCACUCAUUGCCACCAUGGGCCCCAAUGCUGUGCCCGUCCUUAACAGUGAGUUUGCCCACCGGGAGGCCAAGGGGCAGCUGAAGGUGUCAAAGGAGAGCGACGGGGUGUUCGUGCUGAAGAUCUUCCACCUGCGCCAGGAGGACAGCGGCAAGUACAACUGCCGUGUGACGGAGCGCGAGAAGACGGUCACUGGCGAGUUCCUGGACAAGGACAGCAAGCGCCCGAAGAACGUCCCCAUCAUUGUACUCCCGCUCACAGAUGACUGGGUAGUUAAAGUCCCCCAGCACCACCAGAACCUGCCCCAAGGCCACUUGGAGAGCAGCAUUUCAGUGGAGGUGUCCAGCAAUGCCAGCACGAUCCUGGAGGGCGAGAGCCUGCGGUUCUUGUGCAGCGUGCGUGCAGCAGGCCGGCCGCAGGGCCGCUUCUCGGUCAUCUGGCAGCUGGUGGACAGGCAGCACCGCCGCAGCAACGUCGUGUGGCUUGACCGCGACGGCACAGUGCAGUCGGGCUCGGCCUACUGGGAGCGCAGCAGCUUCGGCGCAGUGCAGAUGGAGCAGGUACAGCCCAACGCCUUCAGCCUGGCCAUCUUCAACAGCAGGAAGGAGGAUGAGGGCCAGUACGAGUGCCACGUGACCGAGUGGGUGCGGGCCGUGGAUGGCGAGUGGCAGAUCGUGGCCGAACGCCGAGCCAGCACGCUGGUCUCCAUCACAGCUCUGGACACAGGCUUUGCGGUGACGGCCAUCUCAAGGACACCCGGGGUGACCUACGGCGACUCAUUCGACCUGCAGUGCAUCAUAAAGCCACACUACCCUGCCCGUGUCCCGGUGUCGGUGACAUGGCGCUUCCAGCCCGUGGGCACCGGGGCCUUCCACGACCUGGUGACCUUCACGCGGGAUGGCGGGGUCCAGUGGGGGGACAGGUCCUCCACCUUCCGCACGCGUACUGCCAUUGAGAAGGCUGAGGCAAGCAACAGCGUCCGCCUGAGCGUCAGCCGGGCCAGCGACACGGAGGCGGGCAAGUACCAGUGCGUGGCGGAGCUGUGGCGCAGGAACCACAACAACAGCUGGACACAGCUGGCCGAGAGAACCUCUAACCUGCUGGAGAUCCGGGUGCUGCAGCCAGUGACGAAGCUGCAGGUGAGCAAGUGGAAGCGCACGCUGGCCGUGGUGGAGGGCGGCUCCAUCCAGCUCAACUGCUCGGUGCGCGCGCAGACCAGCGCGGAUUCGCGCUUCGCCGUGCUGUGGUACGUGCACCGCGCGGCAGACGCCGAUGGCAAGCUCAUCCUCAAGACCACGCACCGGGCCGCCUUCGAGUACGGCACCUACGCCGAGGAGGCGCGCCUGCGCGCGCGCCUGCAGCUCGAGCGCCUGGCGGCCGGCGGCCUCUUCAGCCUCACGGUGCACCGCGCCGAGCUGGGCGACAGCGGCAGCUACUACUGCCACGUGGAGGAGUGGCUGCUCAGCCCCAACUACGCCUGGUACAAGCUGGCAGAGGAGGUUUCGGGACGCACGGAGGUCACCGUCCGGCAGCCAGACAGCCGCCUGAAGCUGAGCCAGGUGCACGGCAAUCUGUCGGUGCUGGAGACACGGCGGGCGCAGCUGGAGUGCGUGGUCCUUAACCGCACCAGCUCCGGGUCGCAGCUGGCCGUGGAGUGGUUCGUGUGGAAACCCAACCAGCCUGAGCGGGAGACGCUGGCGCUCCUGAGCCGCGAGGCCACCUUCCGCUACGGCCCUCAGGCGGCCAAGAACCGGCUGCAGGGCCGGCUGCACGCUGAGAGCCCAGCCCUAGGCGUGUACCGGCUGCAGGUGGACAACGUGGCUGUGCAGGACAGCGGCACCUAUGGCUGCCGGGUGGAGGAGUGGCUGCCCGGGCCCAGCGGCGCCUGGUACAAGCGCGCGGAGGACACCGCGGGCCCCACCGCCCUGACGGUCCUGCGGCCAGACACCGCCCUCCAAGUGGACUCGGUGGUCCCCAACGCCACCGUGUCAGAGAAGGCCUCCUUCCAGCUGGACUGCAGCAUUGUGUCCCGCUCCAGCCAGGACUCCCGCUUUGCCGUGGCCUGGUAUUCCCUAAGGACUAAGGCCAGGGGGAGAAGGGGCAGCCUUGGUAUGGAGAGCGAAGAGGAAGAGGAGGAAGAGGACAUGGAGGAGCAGGACAAGGAGCCAGAGGAGCCCGCAGAGCGGACAGUGCUGCUGAGUGUGGGCCCAGACGCUGUCUUCGGCCCUGAGGGGGUGCCCUGGCAGGGCCGGCUGCGCUUCCAGAGGCUCUCGCCAGUGCUGUACCGGCUCACUGUGCUGCAGGCCAGCCCCCACGACGCGGGCAACUACUCCUGCCGCGUGGAGGAGUGGCUGCUGGGCCCACAGGACUGGUACCGGCUCACAGAGGAGGAGUCUGCCCCCGUCAGCAUUCGAGUGCUGGACUCUGGCCCCACGCUGCAGUCUCUCAUCUGCUCCAACGACGCACUCUUCUACUUCGUCUUCUUCUACCCAUUCCCCAUCUUCGGCAUCCUCGUCAUCACCAUCCUGCUUGUGCGCUUCAAGAGCCGGGGCGCAGGCCGGAGCGCAGAUGGGAAGAACGGGGUGCCACUACUAUGGAUCAAGGAGCCACACCUCAACUACUCCCCGACCUGCCUGGAACCCCCUGUGCUCAGCAUCCACCCCGGGGCCAUAGACUAACGGGGCCCAGUGGGGCCACCAGACAGCGUGCGCACCCAUCGCGGCCGCUGAGGAGAUGUCACUUGCAAAGCAUCCCUGUGACACCAUCACGGUGUGACAUACCUGAUGGCAUCCGGUGGUUCUGGUCAUCAUCGCCGUCGGUGCCAUGUUGGGACCCGGCCACUGUUGCUUCCUAGUUUGGGGUCUGUGUAAGUCCUGAUGGCUCAAUGGCAUCAUGUAGCUCUGGUGACACCAUGCAUCGCCAGCACUGGGCCUUUGCCACGGCUCCUUCUAGACCCUUCCAUUUCUUCUUGGGCUUCCACAGUGCAGAGAGCAGAUCCAAGACCACUCACAGCACAGGGGUGUGGUGACUGGCAUCACCAGGGCCUUCUGGGACCUUCUGGGUUUGCACACUUGAAAAUGCCAUGCCAGAACCAAUACACGCCCAAACACUUUGGGGUUGUUUUUUUUUUCCUAUCUUAACAAGACUUGAAAACUGUGUGGCAAGGCCCUGCAUGGCAAGGCCCUGCGUGGCUCAUCUCUCUUUGGCUUGAACACAGGAGCCGCUCUGUCCUGGGGAUGAAGCCUUGUUCUGCUUCCAGGAACUGCAGGGCGAACCCUGCAGUACAUCAGGACCAGUGGCACCCAGCCAGCUGUUGGGGAGCAGAGUAGCGGGGGGGGUGCACCUCAUCCUUGCUAAAAAAAAAAUGAGAGCCACCAGGAAAUGACCGCAGACUGUGGGUCCUAUGCUCCAGCGACCAUGAGUGCAUUUGAUCAGAGCUGAUGACUGGAAGAGACGCCAGGCAGGCUAACUGGCCAGUCUAUGCAAGUGCAGCCUCCACCCCAGGGCCGAGCACGGGGCUCUGUCCUCAGGUGCUUUGCCAAGCUCAGAAAGAGACUGCCAGGGCUGGGCCCUGGCCCAUGCCGCCACUGUACAGUGUGCUGUGAACAGAUGAGGGGCCGCCUUCCCGGUGGCAGAGCGCUAUGUUUCCAACCCCACCCCCCCCACUGUCCCCAGAGACACUGCCGUCUUUCUUACUCCCUGAGUCCCUAUCACCAUGUCUCACUGCCCAGAGAGCACGGGCUGAGGGAGUCCUCCAUGAUCCUAGCCAGGGAGCCAGGCGCACACCUUCCAUCCAGCACGCAGGAGGCAGAGUGGGGAGGUGCAGAGUUCAAGUCCAGUGCGGGCUCCAUAGUAAGGCCCUAUCUCUAGAAAAAAAAGAGAAGAGGAGGGUGGGAGGGCAGUAGGUUCUGGUCAAUGCCUCAGCUCUGUAGGGAGCACUGUUAGGGGAGGCAGGUCCUUCCCUUUCCUCCCUUUUUUUCCCUUUGUGCUGAUACUGGGACAUAAACUGGGUACUGUCGAUUAGCUUCCCUGCUCAAGGCUUGCGCUGUACCACUUGAGCCACAGCUCUGCCGCCAGCAUUUUGCUGGUUCACCGCAGAUAAAGUCUUUUAGAUUUUCUGCUCAGUCUGACUUCAGACUGCAAUCCUCUGAUCUGGGCCUCCGGUGUCCUGGUUUUAGAUUCUGUGCCCCAUGUUGGGCAAGGUGCUUUGGGCUCUCCCAGAACUUCAGGUGCCCCCUGGAGGGAUGGGUGAGGCCCUUCCUGGGCACGUGCGCCCCUCUCGUCCACACGGCACAGCCCCAUGGGCUUCCAUUUGGGAGGAAAAGGAAAGACUUCUAGAAUGAAGUCUGAGGAGUCCAGUAGAGCCAGAUCUUGAGAGUAGACUUGAGGGGCUCCAGGGAGGGGCGGGGGUGCUGCACAGAACGCUUUUGCCCUGCUGGCUCAUUUCAGGGGUGCAGGCUGGGGGGAGGAGCAAUGCGACUCAAGACAAGGACAGCUCUUCUCUUUCCUGCCUGAGUAAAAAGGUACCGUGGCUGGAAUGAGACCGCAGGUCGUCAAGCCUGUAACAGUGUGGGAAAUCUGAAAGGAAAAAAACCCAAAUCCAGUAUUUUAGUAAUUGCGCGUCUUUUUUCCCUGUCUUCUCUAUGGGGCUGGGGAAAAGAGGUUGAGCUUUUUAAGCUUUCUAUGAACAUUGGUUCUGUAAACAUUUCUGUGGAAAUGUGACGUCCUGACGGUGGUGGCGCCCCCUGGUGGCUGCGUGGCUGCCGUGCUCGCCGUCCACCCGAGCGAGCGAGAGAACCCAGUGGCAUUUGUGAAGACCUGCAGCGUGCUGUGUGCAGUGCAGCUGUGCUUGUGCCCCGCACCCCAGGCGCUUUCCGAGGCCUGCCCGGGACACAGAGAUGACCCAACCGCACCCCACUUUCGCUGGGGUGCUUCCGUAGCAAGUUUUCAUAUUCUUUACAAACAAUGGUUUCUCUGCAGUUGAUUAUUGAAAAAAAAAAAAAAAACGGGGUAAAAAAACCCAGUCGUGGUAGAGAGCUGUUGUUUUUUGUGUUUUUGGUUUUUUUAAAAAGGAAAAACUAUUUGUAAGAUGUUGCACUAAAGCGUUUUUAUAUAACCUCAGAGAAGUGUAGUAAAUUAUCUUGACAAUACUUGCGUGUCCUGAUGUUGGCCUGUUCCUUCCACUGAGUGAGUGCCCAGCACUUUCCCUGUGCUUCCUUGUCUAGAUUUCUGCCUUAGCGUUGGCCUGCUAAGACCCACACUCAGCUCUCUUGUUAGGCUGGUACUCUACCAUUUGAGCUGUGCCUCCAGCCUAGUUUUUUGCUGGUUAAUUGGAAGUAGAGUCAGAUUCUUUUGUGUGGACUGGCUUUGACCCUUAGCCCUCUGAUUCUCAGCCUCCUGAGUAGUUAGAAUUACAGGCAUGAACCUCUGGUUGUCU